AUGGCGUUCAAGUACCAGCUCAUCCUCUGGGCCGCCCUGGUCAUCGUACUCGCCGCGGCCUCAGCCAGCGUCCAGCAGGCAUGCAUUCCAGGGCAGCAGAUCACAUACGACUCGCUUCAUGCCUGCAGCGACUACGUGGUCAGACAAACAUGUGGCUUUGAACCCUACUACGUCUCCGUCGAGACGAUGAAGAAGCGGUGUUGCGAGCAACUGUCGGGCGUCUCGUCGUACUGCCGGUGCGAGGUGGUGCGCAUCCUCAUGGAGGGGAUAGUAAAUAAGCGGGGUGAGGUCGUGGGCAGCCUCCUCCAGGAUUGGCCUAGAUGCAAGAGCUUGACGAGGGAGUACAUUGCGGGCAUCGUCGGACGGGGGGAGUGCAACUUAGAGACCAUCUUGGGCCGCCCGGAAUGCCCUACUGCCUAUCUUGGAGCGGUCGUGUAA
Triticum aestivum (bread wheat) is the source of this 438-nucleotide messenger RNA. RefSeq names its product trypsin/alpha-amylase inhibitor CMX1/CMX3-like. Gene Ontology annotation, molecular function: serine-type endopeptidase inhibitor activity. NCBI's taxonomy places the organism in Eukaryota, Viridiplantae, Streptophyta, Magnoliopsida, Poales, Poaceae. The transcript has a single exon. The record is from RefSeq and is a predicted model, not a curated record. Bases 1 to 438 code for a protein of 145 amino acids.